AUGGCCCCAUCCAAGAAAGUCGCUCCAGCUCCAUUGGCUUCCAAAGCCGGCAAAGCCGGUAAGGCCAAGAACCCUUUGACCAACUCUACCCCAAAGAGUUUCGGUAUCGGUCAAGAUCUCCAGCCAAAGAGAAACUUGUCCAGAUACGUGAAAUGGCCAGAGUACGUUAGAUUGCAAAGACAGAAGAAGAUCUUGUCCAUCAGAUUGAAGGUCCCUCCUACCAUUGCUCAAUUCCAACACACUUUGGACAGAAACACUGCUUCUGAGACUUUCAAGCUCUUCAACAAGUACAGACCUGAAUCUCAAGCCGAGAAGAAGGAGAGACUCACCAAGGAGGCCGCCGCCGUCGCCGAAGGUAAGUCCAAGCAAGACGCUUCCCCAAAGCCUUACGCCGUCAAGUUCGGUCUAAACCACGUUGUCUCUCUUGUUGAGAACAAGAAGGCCAAGCUUGUGUUGAUCGCCAACGAUGUCGACCCUAUCGAGCUAGUCGUUUUCUUGCCAGCUUUGUGCAAGAAGAUGGGUGUUCCUUACGCUAUUGUCAAGGGUAAGGCCAGACUAGGAACUUUGGUUAACCAAAAGACCUCUGCUGUUGCCGCCUUGACCGAAGUCAGAGACGAAGACGAGUCUGCUCUAGCCAAGCUCGUUUCCACCGUCAACGCCAACUACUUGGAAAAGUACGAUGAAGUCAAGAAGCACUGGGGUGGUGGUCUUAUCGGUGUCAAGGCCCAGGUCAAGAGAGACCAAUUGGCCAAGGCUUCCGAGGCUAAUUAA
Messenger RNA from Lachancea nothofagi CBS 11611, 771 nucleotides. Lineage: Eukaryota; Fungi; Ascomycota; Saccharomycetes; Saccharomycetales; Saccharomycetaceae. The record is from the annotation of a GenBank genome assembly.